This is a messenger RNA of Oncorhynchus mykiss (rainbow trout), 2985 nucleotides long. Its product is annotated as E3 ubiquitin-protein ligase E3D-like. Lineage: Eukaryota; Metazoa; Chordata; Actinopteri; Salmoniformes; Salmonidae. Gene Ontology annotation, molecular function: ubiquitin protein ligase activity; cyclin binding; ubiquitin conjugating enzyme binding. The record is from RefSeq and is a predicted model, not a curated record. Gene Ontology annotation, cellular component: nucleus; ubiquitin ligase complex; cytosol. Gene Ontology annotation, biological process: protein monoubiquitination; proteasome-mediated ubiquitin-dependent protein catabolic process; protein polyubiquitination.
CUUGUUGAUAGCUCGUCAAAUAAAUGCCUUAGAAGUCUUCACCGUUUUAAAUUGAUAGGCUGAUGAUUUUUAUUGCUACAUUUACUUUAAUUCACCAUACUGACAAUCAGAUGUACACAGCCAUUUCGUUAUCUCUGUUAAAGCAAAAAGUAAACUGCACGUGUCUUUGUUAUUAAAUGUUAACCAUUGCGAGUACCAGAAGUACAUAGAAGAAAAAGACAGACACACCAUGGGAGAAAAUACCAAAGGAGCUGGGGACCCCAGUGGGGUGUUUAUCGAACUUAUGAAGCGGUUGCAAAGUGGUCUUCUUUUUCUCCGGAGAGAUGUGGCUAAGAGCUAUGCAGAGGUGAGAGUUACAGGAGGAGAUUUGUCCUUCCACAUCCGGACUCCUCGGGUCCUGCUAAUCGUGGAGCUGCCAGCAGGGGUCAGCCUCGUGGAGGGCUCCUGCAGGGAGGCACCUGGAACAGGAGACGAGAUACACUUCAGAAUGCGCCUCAAUUUGGAACAGCACACAGAUGUUACAGGGAAUGGGGCCCUGGGGAGUGUGAUGGAGAGGCUGCUGGUCCAAGAGAGUUAUUGCUUCCACUGCCAGUCCUGUGGGACCAGGGUGCUGGAGGAGAGGGUGUUCAAGCGAGUGCUCCCUCUCCCCAACGGCAACUGGAGCUCCCUGGUGGAUGACUGGUGUUGCCAUCCGGACCCCUUUGCCAACCUGAAGCUGCUGCCCCGAGCGGAGGACUGUUUACUGGGCGACACUCACCUCCUUGUGCCCCGGGAUAGAGGCUGUGAGGAGACUCUCACCCAGGAGCUCAGCCCCAGGCCCAUCACCAACAAAAUGGCUGAUGGUCAAAAUCAGGACACACCGAAAUCCAACCGCAGGCGUACGCUUGUCUCCUGUAAGAGCUGCACAGCCGGCCUGGGAGAGGCUGUGGCACCAGGGACCCUGAAAGUCUACAUCACAGAGGUGACGGUGAGACCCAGUGUGGGAGACAGACAGUUUGAUACCUCUCUAGACAGGUCACUGUUCCUGGAACAGACCAUAGCUGCCAGACUGGUGGAGCUGUCCUCCUCACAGAGCGUGUUUCAUUUCUCUAUCCAGACCCCAGAUGGAAAAGCCUUCAUAUUGCUCUGGCUCCUGAACAGUGACUCCCUCAUCGUCUCUCUCUCUGCCACUAUGUCACCGGCUGUCAGAGGUGAUGCUGUCACCUCUCCCGGCCACCGCCAGUGUUCAAAGCGUCAAUCACCCACUAAGGCUGGCAGCGCCGUCAAAGCACUGGCAGCACACACCAAGAGUGAGAUAUAGCCUACAUGCCAAUCUCCUGCUGAAUGUCAGCCUCUGCAUUUCUGCUAAAGUAUGUUUUUAUUUAUUCUAAAAUUGUGUUUUGCAACUGAGAACAGAAAUGAGUCACAGAUAGAUGUGGUGGCUGCUCCAUGUUCCUCCAUGCCGAGUUCCCCCGCAGGAGGGUUCUUCACUUCGGUUACGAUUUCCUUCUUCACCUUAGAGCAGUCUGGUUUUGCUUUGUAGGAUGUGACAGCCACUCCAGCAGACUGGCAGCCGAGCUGUAAUUAACAAACUGUAGAUGAAAGGAGAGGACUCCACUCCUAUCCGCACGGCACUACAGUACAGCGUAACUCAGCGCAUCACAUCGGUGCUGUUAACUGCAUGUAGGAUGGGAAAUUGCCUGCUGUUUUAAGUAUGACAGGAGGUAUUCAGGGGUAUUCAAAUCUGUAUUCAAAUCUGGACCUCGAAGCCAGUUCCACUGCUGAUUUUCAUUCUUCCCAUCUAAAUCAGGGACUGGUUUAGACCUGGGACACCAGGUGGGUGGAAUUAAAUAUCAGGUAAGAACAGAAAGCCUGCAAUACUCUGGAAAUCCAGGCUCGGAUUUGAAUACACAAACACCCUACGCCAAGGCUCUCCAACCCUGUUCCUGGAGAGCUACCAUCCUGUAGGUUUUCCCUCCAAUCUUAGCACGCAGGUUGAUAAUUAGUAGGUUGAUAAGCUAAAUCAGGUUAGUUACAACUGGGGUUGGAGCGAAAACCUACAGGAGGUUAGCUCUCCAGGAACAGGGUUGGAGAGCCCUGACCUACACUAGCUUAAAACGGAUCACCCCUCCAACAUUUCGGGAAGAAAACAGCAUGGCUAUUGGCUGACACAGCUUAUAUGAAGGUGGGGAAGUGGUAGAGAAACAUCUGUUUCAUCUAGGCCUAACGUUACAUACUGUUACAUAUGAGACAUUUAUCCCUGACCAUGUUUUAAUUCAGCCGUGUAAGUCACGGAGCACCGUCUGUCUUGGUUGAACGUACUGGAGGUGACGUGGUGUUUGUUGGAGAUGCACGCCAGUAAUGUGUCUAUAAUUGGUGGGAGAAUUGUUCGAGCCUCUGCUUAAUUUAAUUGUGGCUGUCACUGAGGGCAAUGACUUGAUUAGUGUAGAGUUGACGACUGCAGAACUAAUCUAAUUUAUUACCAGGGGUGUACUCAUUAGUACAAACUGUCGAAAAACAUUUUUUGCAAUGAAUACGAGGGUUUCUUAUUGGACAAGGUCAGGUUAGUUUCAGCCAUUUGCUUCUGUUUGAACAAUGGCUCCUCAACACUACACCCCAGGUGGACUUGGGUGACUGUUGAAGUGUUAUGACCAGCGCUGCAUGUGUUAUGCUUUUCUUUACUGUAAAAGCAGUUGUAUUCACUGUAUACUAAGUGAGUGUUACUUUCGAUACUAAGGGCUUAUCAGCAUUUUAACACAGUGUCUCUCACAGGGCUACUGCACAGAUGGACAAAUGUAAUGAAAAAACCUGGAUCGCUUCCACAACCUGUGACAGGGAAUCAAUCUCUCCCUCACUUUCUCAUUCCUCCAUCCCUUUCAAACUCUCGCUGUUCAACAUUACACAGUGGUAUAUUCAAAUUAUUUGAUUAACAUCAUAACACUUCAAACUGGGAUUUAUGUCCCCUUGCCUAGAAGAUGUGAACCUCUGAGAGAUAUUUGACUUACA